AUGACUGAAGACGAUAACAAUAUCAUGGAUUCGGAGGGUAAUACAAAAUAUAAAGACGGUGUAAAUCGCAAUGCCAGGUUAAUUGUCAGGAAUGUAUCGUUUAAAGCCACGGAAGAUAAUCUUAAAGAAUAUUUUUCUCAAUAUGGUAAUGUUGAAGAGGUUAAAUUACUAAAGAAACCCGAUGGAAGGCUUGUUGGAUGUGCAUUUAUACAUUAUACACACGUUCCUAUGGCCAACAAAGCCUUGGCUGCAACAAACAAGAAACCAUUUUUAGGUCGUCCUAUAUAUGUUGCUUGGGCUGUCCCACAAAAUAAGUACAGUGAAAAUGUGCAAGGUAAUGGACAAAAGAAAAAAUUUGAUAGUACUUAUGAUGAUACUAAAAAAGAAGUUAAAGAUGAAGAAACAGAAAAUAAAUUAUCUAAAGAUGACAAGGAUAAAAUAAGAAUAAACCGUAAAGCCCGUCUAAUAGUUCGUAAUAUUUCUUUCAAAGCAACAGAGGAGUCUCUAAAAGAACACUUUGACCCUUAUGGCAUUGUGCAAGAAGUAAAAUUGUUAAAGAAACCGGAUGGAAAGUUAGUUGGUUGUGCUUUUGUGCACUUCAAAAAUGUGCCAAUGGCUACUCAAGCAAUAUUAAAUACAAAUUUGAAGCCAUUCUUAGGUAGACCAAUAUCAGUAGAUUGGGCAGUAGCUAAAGAUCAAUAUAUGCGACAUGUUGUCAAUAAGCAAACUGAAAUGCAGGAUGCAGUCAAGAAAGAAGAUUCUAGUGAUGAUGAAUAUGAUAAUCCUAUGAAUAUUUCUAAUGAAAGUUUGAAGCAGGAAAUAAAAAGUGAAUCAGAUGAAAGUUCUGAUGAUGAUGAGAAAGAUGAUGGUGUAGAUGAGGAAGAGAAUGAUGACGAUGAUGAAGAUAAUGAUGAUGACGAGGAUGACGACGACGAUGAUGGUGAUGAUGAUAAUGAGGAUGGAGAUGAUGAGGAUGGAGAUGAUGAGGAUGGAGAUGAUGACAAAAGUGUUACAAGCUCACAACCUAAUUUUCAACGAACAAAACUAAAUGAUGCAGAAGAUGGAUGUACAGUGUUCCUAACUAAUGUACCUUUUAGCAUAGACAAUGAUCAGUUGAAAGCCUUUGCAGAGAAAACAGGCCCCGUGAAAUAUGCCCUAGUGUGUGUGGAUAAACUCACAGAACAUUCUAAAGGCUCUGGAUUUAUUAAAUUUGUGAACAAAGAAGACGCAGACAGGUUCCUAGCUUUACCAGCGGAUGAGUUACGGUUAGACGGUCAAGUGAUGCAAGUGAGACCCGCCUUGAAGAAAGAAAACCUGCAGACUGGGAACAAGAAGCAACCAAAAGAUAACAGAAACCUGUAUCUGGUUAAGGAAGGAGUGAUAGUAGCGGGUACUAAAGCUGCAGUGGGAGUGUCCGCCUCCGACAUGGCGAAGCGGCUCGCGCUGGAGCGCAGCAAGACGCAGAUGUUGAAAAAUUUAAACAGGUUCGUGUCCCGAUACCGGUUGGUAGUGUCCAACCUCCCCGCUAACUACGACGACGCGGGACUGCGGCGCGUGUGCGCGCGCGCUGCGCCGCGUGCGACCGUCACGGAGGCGCGCGUCAUGCGCGACCUGAGGGCGGGCUUGCAGCGGGACGGUAAACACCCAUCGAAAGGCUACGGCUUCGUGAUGUUCACUCGGCACGAGGACGCGCUCGCCUGCUUGAGGAAAUUGAAUAACAAUCCUGAUAUAUUCGAUAGAAAUAAUAGACCUAUAGUGUCAUUCUCAAUAGAAGAUCGAACAGCACUAAACGCAAGGAAAAAGAGGUUGGAAAAAUCUAUAGCAAAUAACCCGCUGGCCAAAAAGGAUGAUGAAAGUAAUGAAAAUAAACAGAGAAACAGGAAACGGAAAAACACUUUCACCCCAGAUGAAAGUUACAUGAAGAAAGGACGAUUUGAUAACAAAAAUAAUAAAAAUAACUGGAAUAAUAAAAAUAAUCAGAAUAACUCAAAUAACCAGAAUAAUCAAAAUCACCGAAAAAAUCGUUAUAUUAAAAAUAAUCGUAAUAAUCAAAGUAAUCAAAAUGACGAGGUUGGAAGAUUUGUUAAAAAAACAACACAAGACGCAGAAGAAUAUACAGGAUUAACAGCUAAAGAAGGAAGUCAGCACAACAUGAGGAGUGGCCAUAAACUAAGAGCACAAGCCGACAUCCAUAGACAAAACGUCAAGCUAGAGAAGAAAAAGAGCAAGCGAGCGAUGCGAUUAAAGAUGGCGGCGCGGGAAAGGAUAAAACAGCCAAAGCAAAAGAUUAAUAAAAGUAAAACUGUUAAAAGGAACAAGAAAAGGAAGUUUAACGAUGAAAUUAUU
Molecule: messenger RNA, 2346 nt
Organism: Brenthis ino (lesser marbled fritillary)
Lineage: Eukaryota; Metazoa; Arthropoda; Insecta; Lepidoptera; Nymphalidae
Source: the annotation of a GenBank genome assembly